AUGACCAGCUCAGCUCCCCCUUCUUUCAAUCCAGUUCUCAAGCAGGAAAAAACUCCAGAUCCGGUAGAAUCACCAAGAAGGAUCAGUGGUGUUGCGGUCAACUGUCUUCUCAGAUGUAUGGAAAUUCGGCGACCGGCUUGGUUGGCCCGUGAAUGUCUUACAGCACCGAUUACGCUGCGAUGGCUGAAGCGGAAGCCAUCUGGGGGCUCUGCAACUUCUGCCUGGCUAUGUUAG
This is a messenger RNA of Echinococcus granulosus, 234 nucleotides long. RefSeq lists its product as hypothetical. The record is from RefSeq and is a predicted model, not a curated record. Bases 1 to 234 code for a protein of 77 amino acids. Lineage: Eukaryota; Metazoa; Platyhelminthes; Cestoda; Cyclophyllidea; Taeniidae. The transcript has 2 exons.